Neomonachus schauinslandi (Hawaiian monk seal) is the source of this 3436-nucleotide messenger RNA. It is a transcript of the gene FHIP1B, whose product is annotated as FHF complex subunit HOOK interacting protein 1B. The transcript is spliced from 12 exons. The coding region runs from base 260 to 3220 and encodes 986 amino acids. Gene Ontology annotation, biological process: lysosome organization; endosome to lysosome transport; early endosome to late endosome transport. Lineage: Eukaryota; Metazoa; Chordata; Mammalia; Carnivora; Phocidae. Gene Ontology annotation, cellular component: FHF complex. The record is from RefSeq and is a predicted model, not a curated record.
CCUGCUAUUCUGAGGUUGGUGGAUACCCUUGCUGAAAGUGCCUGUAAGGCUGUAUUUUGUGCUGUAAGAUUUGCAGGUCUGGCCUGGGCAGUGACCUCUGGGCUCACUUCUCCAGCCUGGUGUAUUCUUUGGCUCCAUGGCCAGCUACUGGCUCCUGCAGACCGGAUGAAGCAGACUAGAGACACAAGUGGAGAAAGCCUCCAGCUGGCAGACUCUCAGAGUGUGGCCCUCUGGCCGCUGGCCCUGCCCAGCCUGCCUCAUGGAGAGGAUGAACUGGCUGAGCAGACUGGCCUCCCGGGGCCCUGGACACCGUGUCCCUCAGGGGGCCAGUCUGCAGACCCCUGUCAUGGCUGACCCUGAGACCUGCCUCAUGGUCUUCAAGAAUCACUGGUCCCAGGCGGUGCGAAUCCUGGAGCGGCAAGGUCCUCGGGCAGCUCCUGGGGGUGCAGAUGAUCUCAGUGCUGUGCGCAACCACACUUACCAGAUGUUGACACUGCUGGUAGAAGAUCGUGCUGUCCCCUCAGCCCCCACGGCCCCUGGGCCCUUGCUGGAGUUUGCUCUGCGUGAGGACCUGCUAACCCGUGUGUUGGUGUGGCAGCUUCAGUGGGAUGAGCUUGGGGAUGGGGUUGAAGAACGGCGAGCUGAGCAGCUGAAGCUGUUUGAGAUGCUAGUGAGCGAAGCUCGCCAGCCGCUGUUGCGACAUGGACCGGUUCGUGAGGCUCUGCUGACCUUGCUGGAUGCAUGUGGCCGCCCUGUGCCCAGUAGCCCAGCACUAGAUGAAGGCCUGGUGCUACUUCUCAGCCAGCUGUGUGUGUGUCUGGCCCGGGAGCCUUCAUUGCUCGAGUUCUUCCUACAGCCACCUCCUGAGCCUGGAGCUGCCCCCCGUCUUCUCCUCUUUUCUCGCCUUGUUCCCUUCGUCCAUCGAGAGGGCACACUGGGCCAGCAGGCUCGUGAUGCCCUACUCCUGCUCAUGGCUCUGUCAGCUGGGAGUCCCACUGUGGGCCGCUACAUUGCAGAUCACUCUUACUUCUGCCCGGUGCUGGCCACAGGGCUGAGUGCCCUGUACUCCUCACUGCCCCGAAAGAUUGAGGUUCCAGGGGAUGAUUGGCACUGCCUGCGACGGGAGGACUGGCUGGGCGUGCCAGCCCUUGCGCUGUUCAUGAGUUCCCUAGAAUUCUGCAAUGCAGUCAUUCAGGUGGCUCACCCUUUGGUGCAGAAGCAGCUAGUUGAUUAUAUCCAUAAUGGGUUUCUGGUGCCUGUCAUGGGCCCUGCCCUGCACAAGACCUCUGUGGAGGAGAUGAUCGCCAGUACCGCCUAUCUGGAACUUUUCCUACGGAGUAUCUCAGAGCCUGCUUUGCUCCGUACCUUCCUGCGAUUCCUGCUGUUACACCGGCAUGACACCCACACCAUCCUUGACACCCUCGUUGCCCGUAUUGGCAGCAACUCCCGGCUCUGCAUGGUCUCUCUGAGUCUCUUCAGGACCCUACUGAACCUCAGUUGUGAGGAUGUCCUGCUGCAGCUGGUUCUCAGGUAUCUUGUCCCAUGUAACCAUGUGAUGCUGAGCCAGAAGCCAGCUGUACGUGAUGUGGACCUAUAUGGACGGGCGGCAGACAAGUUUCUCUCCCUAAUCCCACGCUGUUGUCGGCAUCGUGCCCCUAGCCCACCCCAUCCAGAGCAUGCCCCAUGGGCACGAGGUGGGCCUAGCAGAGAGGCAGGGAGAAGGGAGGACACCACGGGCCCUGGAAGCCCAAGUGUUGACUCCUCUUCUGUGGUGACAGUGCCCCGGCCCUCCACACCAUCUCGACUGGCCCUCUUCCUGCGACAGCAGAGUCUGGGUGGCUCGGAAUCCCCAGUUCCAGCCCCUCGCUCACCAGGGCUUGCUGCAUCCCCAGCCUCCAGCCCUGGCCGAAGGCCCAGCCCUGUGGAGGAGCCUGGUGAGCUGGAAGACAAUUACCUGGAGUAUCUGCGUGAGGCACGCCGUGGUGUGGACCGGUGUGUCCGAGCCUGCCGUACCUGGUCUGCCCCCUAUGAUGGCGAGCGGCCCCCUCCUGAGCCCAGUCCUGUUGGCUCCCGGACUAAGAAACGCAGCCUACUGCCUGAGGAGGACAGGGACAAUGUGGGGGAAGGGGAGGAGGAAGAGCUGGGGAGUCGGGGGCUUGCUGGGGGUGCAGGGGAGGGCCCUGGCCUCCUGCCCCCUCCCCAGCUCAAUGGGGUGCCUGGACCAUGGCCUGAGGGGGCCAAGAAGGUUCGUCGGGUGCCUCAGGAGGGAGCUGGGGACCUGCCAGAGGGCACCUCCGAGGGCAUGGCAGGACUAGAGGGCUUUGGGCAGGAGCUCCAGGAACUCGAGGUGGCAUUGAGCAAUGGGGGGGCUGGCUCAGGACCCCUGCUAGAGCCUCCACUACCUCUUGAGGAGGAGGAGGCCUAUGAGAGCUUCACCUGUCCCCCUGAGCCCCCUGGCCCCUUCCUCAGCAGCCCUUUGCGGACUCUCAACCAGCUGCCAAGCCAGCCCUUCACUGGCCCCUUCAUGGCUGUGCUCUUUGCCAAACUCGAGAACAUGCUGCAGAACUCCGUCUAUGUCAACUUCCUGCUGACGGGGCUGGUGGCCCAGCUGGCCUGUCACCCCCAGCCCCUGCUCCGCUCUUUCCUGCUCAACACCAACAUGGUCUUCCAGCCCAGUGUCAAGUCCCUGCUGCAGGUGCUGGGUUCUGUGAAGAAUAAAAUUGAGAGCUUUGCGGCCUCCCAGGAGGACUUCCCAGCACUGCUAUCCAAAGCCAAGAAGUACCUCAUUGCCCGUGGCAAGUUGGACUGGGCCGAGGGCCCUGCAGCAGGACCUGCCCCCCGCCGCUCCGAUCCCCUAGUGAAGAGCCGGAGGCCGUCCUUGGGGGAGCUGCUCCUGCGGCACGCACACAGUCCAACCAGGGCCCGGCAGGCGGCACAGUUGGUUCUUCAGCCUGGGAGAGACGGUGCAGGACUUGGCCUAGGUGGGGGCUCCCCUGGGGCUUCAACUCCGGUUCUGCCCCCUCGGGGUGGGGCCCCUGAGCGCCAAGGUGAGGCUCUGCGAGUCAAGAAUGCGGUCUACUGUGCAGUCAUUUUCCCUGAGUUUCUCAAGGAGUUGGCUGCCAUCUCCCAGGCCCAUGCUGUCACCUCGCCUUUCCUGUUGGAUGCUUCAGAGGAGGGAUCUGGCCCUCCUGUCUCAGGCUUCGGGCCCCUCAAUCCUUAACUUUCUUCCAUGGACAAUCAGGGCCUCAAGUGGCCUGGGCUGGGGCCGGGAUGUAGGCUCCUUUUUACGUUUGGAGGCAGUGGCAAGAGGACUUUUUAAUUUAUUUCCGAUGAAUGUUUUAUGGAGAACUUGUUGCAAUAUGUAUAAAAGGGAAAUCUCUAUUCUGUGCUCAUUCUUCUUUCCCACCCUUUUUUAAGGGCCUGUGGUCCCAGGAAG